AUGUCCUACGCCGACGCCGCUGCCAAGGGCCCCAAGCAAGCCCCCGAGGAUGUAAGCGUGAGCGGCAUCUACAAAGAUGAAUCUGAAAGCACCGCCUCCCUCAUCGACGUCGACUCCCCCCACGUCCAAGCCGUUGACCCAGACUUCCUCAACCAGGAAGUGCAAACUACCACCCAAGCCGAGCGCCUGGAGCGCGAAGCCGAGGAGAAGGAGCGCGAGCGCGCCCGUGAAGACGCCCGCAAGAAGGCCAAGUCUCGCAAGGUCCAGAGCAGUGGUCUCUCUGCCAAUUCCGGAAACCCGGUCUAUAUUGGCAAUGCUGUUGUGAUGACUUUGGUCGGUGCGGGUCUUGGGUUCGGCGCCUAUCGCCAGCAUGUUGCUGGUAAGCUCUCGUGGGAGCUUGUGGGUUUGGUGUCUGGAGCUGUGGGCGCUUUUGGUGUGGUUGAUUAUUACGUUAGCAAGUGA
This is a messenger RNA of Penicillium manginii, 462 nucleotides long. RefSeq lists its product as uncharacterized. The coding region runs from base 1 to 462 and encodes 153 amino acids. The record is from RefSeq and is a predicted model, not a curated record. NCBI's taxonomy places the organism in Eukaryota, Fungi, Ascomycota, Eurotiomycetes, Eurotiales, Aspergillaceae. Gene Ontology annotation, cellular component: mitochondrial outer membrane. Gene Ontology annotation, molecular function: nascent polypeptide-associated complex binding. The transcript is spliced from 3 exons.